UAUGUUAAAGUGAAGUUGAGUGUGAAAAAUGGACGAAGGGGCUCUUACAAGCAAAGCCAUUGCGGAGCUUAUGCGAGAAAUGCAAGGACAGACUGAUGCCACUGCUUCAACACAGAUACAAGAACGCAAAAUAAAUCCACUACGCAAAACAAACAAGCUCUUUCUUGGCCGCACCAUCAACACGGCUCUGCGCCAUAACAAACGCGAGGUUGAACGUACCCAGGCUAAUUGCCAACAAAAGUUGCAAGAGUUGGAUGAUAGAAAACAAAGACGUAAAACUAAUUCCUACUUUAAUGGAAGUGGUGACCACGAUAAGCGGCGAAUUCAAAGGCGCCACAAGAGGAGGCAACGCAGCCGUAGUAGACGUAGCUCUAGCAACUCACCUAGUCCCUGCCGAAGUCGAAGCCGAUCACGCAAGAAAAAAUGCAAAAAGAAGCGCAAAAAGCACACGAAGGACAAGGACAGGGAUCUGAAGCAACGGCGGCGCAGUAAAAGCCACCAGGAGGAUGCUCCUGACAGUUCUCAGAUAGAAGAAUCCAACACAGUUCAGAAUUAUUAUGUGCGACAUUCAAACAAUAUGGCCCUAGCCGUAGCCAUGGCAUACGGUCAAGCUUUAUAUACCCAGGCCGCAACAACUGAUAGGACUUGCACCCAGGACGAAGCAAACAAUGAUGUACCUGCCUCACCAAUAAGUGAUAUUAUGAGGGAACUCAUGUCGGAGGCCGAAGAACCGACUGAGCCGUUGAUAAUACCAUCCACAUCCGAAAGCGAUGGGGAACUAUUCACCAUUGACGUCAGUUCAACAGGUAGCGUUUCUGAUUCGUCUGAAAAAAGCAGCGACGUUGAAAGCUGCAGAAACAGUUGCAUAUCACUGGAUGACAGCAAUGCUGAAGCUGAGCCAGGUAGUGAUGUAGAAUUUGUAGAGAGUGGGGUCGUAAAUUCGAAGGAGUCGGAGAAUGUGAAGCCAAAUCAAGAGGAGGAGGUUAUUACUGACAUCACAACCGUCGACCUAACUGACAAUUCGUUAAAUUAAUUAGUUCAUUAUACAUUUAAAUAAAUGUUAUCUGUAAAA
Molecule: messenger RNA, 1072 nt
Organism: Scaptodrosophila lebanonensis
Lineage: Eukaryota; Metazoa; Arthropoda; Insecta; Diptera; Drosophilidae
Product: serine/arginine-rich splicing factor 11
Exons: 2
Coding region: 29-1033 (334 amino acids)
Source: RefSeq, a predicted model, not a curated record